GUAGUGGACUAUGAGGAUCUGCUUUUUUGUUGGCCUGUUAGGUCCAAUAAGGCAAUUGACCUCCUUGCAUUUUUAGGAUUAUGGUCUUAUUUCUUAUCACAUAUUGCACAUUCCUAUGAUAUUUAAUUUUUCAUUUUGAAAUGAGGUUGCCUGGAAAGCAAUUUCUUUUGCAUAAAAUAUUUUACCCCUUUGUCAUGUUGAGAGAACACAAAUCUCUUCUCUUUGAAUGGUUAGCUUCUCUGUAAUGGUUGAAGAGUAAAGCAAACAACUUUAAAAAAUUUCCUUGUACUUUAAGCGUUGGCAUAUAGAAAAUGUUGUUCCUUAAUACACUUUAAAGCCAAGCCAUAUAGCCCACAAAACCCUUCAUUUACAAAUCUAAUCUGGUCAUAUAAAUUGUUACCCAAUGUUUUAUGUGUUUAUUCAAAUCAUUCAGUCUUGAAACAGCCAGAGCAGACAAAAUCAUGGAUAAAAUAUUCAUAAUUUUCUUUCUUGGUUUGCUGUCAGUGGUUUAUACAGUUGCAGGAAACAUGGUAUAUAACAAUAUUGGCAUGCUUGAGGAACUUGAAGGCUUUGAAAUAGAUGAAGAAAGCGAGGUGGAACUUUUUUAUACCCCUUCCUGGACAAGUGAACGUGGAAGCAAGGUACUUGUGAAUGUCGAUAGCUUUGGUGCAAUUGGAGAUGGAAUUUCUGAUGAUACCCAGGCCUUUGUCAAAGCUUGGCAGAUGGCCUGUGCUACACCAAAAUCAGUUCUUUUGGUUCCUCCAGGUCGCCGCUACUUAGUUAAUGCAACAAAAUUUAAGGGGCCUUGUGAGGAUAGGUUGGUCAUCCAGAUAGAUGGAACUAUAGUAGCACCUGAUGAACCUAUGAACUGGGAUCCUAAACUUCCACGUCUGUGGCUUGAUUUCUCUAGACUGAAUGGAGUUCUUUUCCAAGGGAAUGGAGUUAUUGAUGGGUCAGGCAGCAAAUGGUGGGAGUCAUCUUGUAAAAAGAAUAAGUCUAAUCCUUGCAGAGGAGCACCAACUGCAGUAACUAUUGAUUCAAGCUCAUCUGUAAAGGUAAGAGGCUUGACUAUCCAAAAUAGCCAACAGAUGCAUUUUGUGAUUUCCCGGUGUGCAUCAGUGCGAGUAUCUGAAGUACUAGUUUCAGCUCCAGAAGAUAGCCCUAAUACUGAUGGAAUUCAUAUUACUGAAUCAACCAAUGUUGUUCUUCAAGAUUGCAAAAUUGGAACAGGUGAUGAUUGCAUCUCAAUUGUCAAUGGUAGCUCUGGCAUCAAGAUGAAGAGAAUUUAUUGUGGACCAGGACAUGGAGUCAGUAUUGGAAGCCUUGGGAAGGACAACUCCACUGGCAUAGUAACAAAAGUGGUCUUGGAUACAGCAUUCCUCAAGGAGGCAACCAAUGGUCUCAGGAUCAAGACUUGGCAGGGAGGCAAUGGUUAUGUUCGUGGAAUUCGGUUUGAAAAUGUAAGGAUGGAAGAUGUUGCAAAUCCCAUCAUUAUUGAUCAAUUCUACUGUGAUUCUCCAAAAGCCUGCCAAAACCAGACAUCUGCUGUAAAAAUAAGUGAGAUCAUGUACCGGAACAUUACUGGCACCACAAAGAGUGCAAAGGCCAUGAAAUUUGCCUGCAGUGAUACAGUCCCUUGUAGCAACAUAGUCCUCAGUAACAUCAACUUGGAGAAGAAAGACGGCACAGUGGAGACUUACUGCAACGCUGCUCAAGGAUUUGGAUAUGGUAUUAUUCAUCCAUCAGCCGACUGCCUAACUUCCCAAGACAAAGGCUAUUUUGGUGUUGGCCUCACAAGUAUUGCUGAAGACAAUGUUACUGAUCGGACUGACAUUGCAGAGCUUGCAGAAUCAAGCGGUGACGCUAUUGUUCACACUGAACUCUGACACGGCUACUUUCAGAAAUUAAAACAACCACAUUAUAGUAAUUAAUAUAGCAAUAUACUAAAUUGGGCAAGUGGAAUGUAGUUGUAGAAAUUUCUUGGAGGAGGAUACACUGUUCAUGUCGAAUUUUAUGGGAAUUUUAAGGAGGAUAUUUAGCUAUACAUACAAAUUGCUCUCAAAAUUAUACUUGUAGAAAUCAAUAAUGCAAUUGAUAUUGAAGGGAAAAUAUAAAGUAAAUGAGAUUUAUACUAUUUUGUUCAUUAAA
Messenger RNA from Manihot esculenta (cassava), 2148 nucleotides. RefSeq names its product probable polygalacturonase At1g80170. Gene Ontology annotation, biological process: carbohydrate metabolic process. The record is from RefSeq and is a predicted model, not a curated record. The coding region runs from base 411 to 1886 and encodes 491 amino acids. Gene Ontology annotation, molecular function: polygalacturonase activity. NCBI's taxonomy places the organism in Eukaryota, Viridiplantae, Streptophyta, Magnoliopsida, Malpighiales, Euphorbiaceae. The transcript is spliced from 9 exons.